AUGAGGAAUAUAUGUGUGAAUGGAAAAGGUAUGUGGAGGACCACAAUACAUAUUUGGAAUCUGCAGAAAGUGAGAGUAGGCCUAUGGAUACUAGCAUUAUUAGAGGUGAUUCAUUGUGCUGAACUUGAAAAACAUGUUGAAAAUUGGAGAAAAAGUAUGGAACAGAAAUCCAAAAAUGCAGCUCCAUCACUUUUUGGAAGUGUCAGUGUGAAAAGCAGUGUCAGUAGCACACGAUCUAGUCUGAAGAAAGAGAAAGAAAAAUUUGCUUUGGCAGAAUUGAAUAUACAGAAAAUAAGAAGACAGCAAGACAUUUCAAAGAGAAUUCAGGAGUUAGAGAUGGAAAGAGAGAUGAUAAUGGCUGAGAGCAAGUUGGAAGAGGCAAGAGUCGCUGUAGAGACUUUGGUUGUAGAGAAUGAUGAAAAAGAUAUUAACAUUGAUAAAUCUGUUGCCCCACCCCACCAAUUUGAAUUUUAUAGCCCAGAAGCUUUACCCAAAUUGUCGUAUAGUAAAGGUAAAAGUAACCCGGAUUUGCCACGCGUAUUUCAAAAAUAUUUUUUAUUUGACCGUAACAAAAGUUAUUGUGCUUGA
Molecule: messenger RNA, 588 nt
Organism: Lottia gigantea (owl limpet)
Lineage: Eukaryota; Metazoa; Mollusca; Gastropoda; Lottiidae
Exons: 2
Coding region: 1-588 (195 amino acids)
Source: RefSeq, a predicted model, not a curated record